AUGAACUAUUUAGAAGGCGUUGGGUCAAAGAAAGGAGGUGGUGGUAUAGCCUCAGAAUCUCAGUUUAACUUACAACGAAGGAAAGAAGUCGAAUCAUUACUUAGUAAAGGCGAAAAUGUCCCGUACACUUUCCAAGAUGAAAAGGACGAUCAAGUAAGGUCCAAUCCGUACAUUUACAAGAAUCAUUCCGGUAAACUGGUUUGUAAACUAUGUAAUACAAUGCACAUGUCGUGGUCCAGCGUUGAAAGGCAUUUGGGUGGUAAAAAACAUGGUUUAAAUGUGUUAAGGCGUGGUAUCAGUAUAGAGAAAAGUUCUCUAGGGAGAGAAGGCCAAACAACUCAUGAUUUCCGACAACAACAAAAGAUAAUUGAAGCUAAGCAAUCUUUAAAGAAUAACGGUACGAUCCCUGUUUGUAAAAUAGCUACCGUGAAAAACCCGAAGAACGGUUCAGUAGGUUUGGCUAUCCAGGUAAAUUAUAGCAGUGAAGUCAAAGAAAAUAGUGUCGAUAGCGAUGAUAAGGCUAAAGUCCCUCCUCUCAUUAGGAUUGUAUCUGGUUUAGAGCUAUCAGAUACCAAACAGAAGGGAAAAAAAUUUCUCGUUAUUGCGUAUGAACCCUUUGAAAAUAUUGCUAUUGAGCUACCUCCAAACGAAAUAUUAUUCAGCGAAAACAAUGACAUGGACAAUAAUAACGAUGGAGUAGAUGAAUUAAAUAAAAAGUGUACAUUUUGGGAUGCUAUAUCAAAACUUUAUUACGUUCAAUUUUUCUUUAAACAAGCCGAACAAGAACAAGCCGAUGUAUGA
Saccharomyces cerevisiae S288C is the source of this 801-nucleotide messenger RNA. RefSeq names its product spliceosome assembly protein PRP11 (gene PRP11). Gene Ontology annotation, cellular component: nucleus; ribonucleoprotein complex. The transcript has a single exon. The record is from RefSeq and is marked reviewed. Gene Ontology annotation, molecular function: nucleic acid binding; zinc ion binding. Bases 1 to 801 code for a protein of 266 amino acids. Lineage: Eukaryota; Fungi; Ascomycota; Saccharomycetes; Saccharomycetales; Saccharomycetaceae.